ACACCAGCAUCCCCCUGCUCAUAAGGAAGUGCUAACAGCAACCCUAAAAGCACCGAGAGUGACGUAGGUUUUGCAUAGGCUGCAUUAAUUAACUGCCUCCAGCAUUAUGGCACAUUGUGAACGCUUGUACAAUUACUGCUCGCACACCCGAGCCGAGCGUACCAACACGAUCACGCCUGGGAGCGCGCCCCGCCCCACAUCCGACUAAGGCUUCUCGCGGCGCGGGAGCGUGUCCAGGCCCUUGUGACGUCAACCCGCCGGAGGCUCCGCCUUCCGCGCCACCUGGGGGAGCCAUGUGAUCAGAACCACCCUUCUACCCCUCUCGCCUGGCAGGGCGGGGCCGUGGCUGUGUCAUCCCCGCCUCUUCUGUACGGGGCCGUCGGGGACGGUGGCCGGGAGGGGACACGUAGAAGCAGCAGCAGCGGCGGCGAAUUCUCCAUGGCGGCAGAGCGCUCGCGGGUGCGCCCCACCUGCUCCCUUCCCCUGGCAGCGGUCCUGGGGCCCCUUCCGGCCGGCAUGUGACGAAGCGCCGGCGCAGUGUAGUCCAUUUGAUUAGUGAAGUGGAAGGCAGCUGGCAUGAAGUAUCCUUAAGAUGUCAGAAAGAUGUUGGGAUGCUGCAGGUGUCCUAAUUCAACCACCCCUUAUAAACUAAUGCUAACAUAGGUUUCUUCGUUGCAUCACCCUAUGUCCGAUAGCAGCAACUCUUCUGUUUUAUGAUCAGUGUAAUGGUUUGAACACUUCAGUAGCUUACGAAAUGAGCCAAAGUCGUGGAAAAUAUGACUUCUACAUUGGUCUGGUAUUGGCUAUGAGCUCCAGCAUUUUCAUCGGAGGGAGUUUCAUCCUUAAAAAGAAAGGUCUCCUCCGGCUGGCCAAGAAGGGCUCCAUGAGAGCAGGUCAAGGUGGCCAUGCCUACCUUAAAGAGUGGCUGUGGUGGGCUGGACUUCUCUCUAUGGGAGCUGGUGAAGUAGCUAACUUUGCAGCUUAUGCAUUUGCACCAGCUACAUUAGUGACUCCAUUAGGAGCUCUCAGUGUUCUCGUAAGUGCCAUUCUUUCAUCUUACUUUUUAAAUGAAAAACUUAAUCUCCAUGGAAAGAUUGGGUGUUUACUAAGUAUACUGGGAUCAACUGUGAUGGUGAUUCAUGCUCCGCAAGAAGAGGAGGUAGAAACUUUGCAGGAAAUGUCCCAAAAACUUGGUGAUCCAGGUUUUGUGGUCUUUGCAACACUUGUCGUCAUUGUGUCCCUAAUAUUAAUAUUUGUGGUAGGACCUCGCCAUGGACAGACCAACAUUCUUGUGUACAUAACAAUCUGUUCUGUAAUUGGAGCAUUGUCAGUCUCCUGUGUAAAAGGCUUGGGCAUUGCCAUCAAGGAACUUUUUGCAGGAAAGCCAGUGCUGAAACAUCCUUUGUCCUGGAUUCUGCUGCUAGGCCUCAUAGUUUGUGUGAGCACACAAAUCAACUAUUUAAAUAGGGCUCUGGAUAUAUUCAACACUUCCAUAGUGACUCCAAUAUAUUAUGUAUUCUUUACAACAUCUGUUCUAACUUGCUCUGCUAUCCUUUUUAAGGAGUGGCAACAUAUGGCUGCUGAUGACAUUAUUGGCACUUUCAGUGGCUUCCUCACUAUAAUUGUGGGGAUCUUUUUAUUGCAUGCCUUUAAAGAUGUCAGUUUUACUCUAGCAAAUCUGCCUGUCUCCUUACGGAAAGAUGAGAGAGCAGUGAAUGGCACUUUGCCAAACACUUAUGAACGCUUUAAUCAUGAUGAAGAAAGCUCAACCUGUGUAAGUGAAAUACAAUCCAGUGAAAAUGUGUCUUCCAGGAGAAAUGGAAACUUAUCAGCAUUCUGAGAAUAGGUAAAUGUCAAUUAAGAAAAGAACAAUUCUGUAACUUUUUUUUUUCCUUUCCUUUUCUUUAGCUGUGAAAUGUCUGAGUUUAAGAGCUUGUCUGGAAACAAGGUGUACUUCUUAACAGAUAUAUAUAUAUAGACAAUCGUUUAAUUUUUAGGUUUGGUUAGUUUGGACCCAGAGUGGUGGAAUUUACUUUUGCCUUAUUUUUAUUUUACAUACAUUAAAAUGACCUCAGUCUCUUGUUCUUUGUUGCUUUUAACUUAUCGGUGUGAACUUGUAAAUAUUUUUCAUUUGAAUUUUCCAUUUUAAAGACUUAUUGCACUAAUGAUUAUUUUAAAUAUAUCAAAAAUAAAUUGCUUUAUUUCUGCAUUGGUGGUAAACAGACUGACAUGAACCUGAAUCUUUUGCAUCUUUUACAAAAUGAGCAGCCAGGCUGUCGUCUUGAGAUGUAAACUACUUGCCAGGAGUGCCAGCACAAUGCGCUGAAAGCAAAGAAGUGAUUAUGCCAUUUGCCUUCACUUACUGGAAACAAAACCUACGCUGAUGACUUCCAUUCUUAGGCAGUGCAUUGGUAAACUUGGAAUACAGGCAUCCUGCACUGCAGAUUUGGAUUUAUGUUUGUUUAAAGCUUUUUGGUUUGGUUUGGUUUUGCUUUUUUAGACUUGUCAAACAGAACUAUUCCUGAAGUAGGCAAGACUUCAAGGUUUAAUUUGUUUUCAGUUUUUUAAAACAAUGGAGAGAGAGAGAGAGGAGCUAGGAACCAUCCUCAGGCAUAGCAUUAUCCAAAUGCAGUUGCUUGCACACCUUGCCUCCACCCCCAGUCAACCAUGUAUCAGAGGAAAAGAAAAAAAAUAUCUUAAGUUGUUGGCUUAAUUAUGGCUAACCUUUGAAUGCAGAGGCAGCAGAAGCAGGAUUGUCAUUUGGAAUGGGGAUACAGUUAAAUUGCCAGAAACCCCUUGUGCUGACAGACAACUCCAUCUGUCAGCAUAGCUCUGCAGUGUUGCUCAAGUGAGAAGAGCCUGGGCUGACUACAAAAAUGUAAAGUCCUCUCUCUCAUCACUGCUUGAUUUCAGUAAGAUACUGUAGAAUGAAUGUUUGCAAAGGUAUGCUACAGCUUUUAACUCUGGGGUGGAAUGUAGCAUCUUCCCACUGAAAUUUUUGUCCCCUUAGUAGCAAUAGUCUCAUUUAACUUCCUGUUAAGAGAAUACUUUUCUUGUUAGGAAGAGAACAAACCAAGUGGUGAACAAAUUUCAGAAUCACUUAUAAAAACAAAGUGCAAAAUACUAGUGAGUAGAAGGAACUAUGAAAACUGACAAGUAACUUUGUUUUGAGCUUGUUCUGAACCUGGAAGUCAUCACCAGUAACUGAACUGUAGUAAUCCACUGCAAACAGCUGUUCAUCUUGUUUUGUUAGUGAUCUUCUGGUGAUCAGAUCAAUAUUGAAAGUGCUAAUGCAAAAGAAACUCUGUACCAGUUGUAUUCAGGCUGAAAUGUAUGACUCAUCUAAAAUAAGAACAUAUUUUUCAGCUGAAUUAAUGGUUUAAACCAUUAACUGUGUCCACCCAAAUGCACUUUGACCAUGGACUUACCUGGGAGCAGUUCUAGUUUAGUGAUCAAAAGAAUACAUGCUGCUGCUGUGUCCUUUCCAUGUAUUCACCUGUAAUUCAUAGCUAGGGUGAAGUGGUUCAUAUCAAGUGGUUCCUAUCAAAAUAGGCUGAACUACCAGCCUAUUUUGGUUGUCAGACAGGGUACCUUCCUAUUAAAGUUUACUUGUUUGUUUGUUCCUUUUAAUUAUAAUAGUGCUUAUAGUACAUAUUGUGGUGGGUUCCUAUGCACACUUAAUUACUAAAAGUGCUUUAUUGUUUUGCACUUCUUUAGCAUCUUUUACCAGAUGACGGGGGGGAAUGUAUGCGCUUUCUUCCUUGCUCACUCUUACAUCAUCUGGUGAAAGAUGCUAAAGAAGUGCAAAACACUAAUGAAGCCUCACAUUGCCUGUGACCUAGGUGAGUGUAAUAAAGGUUUCCCUUGCUUUAUGCAGGUUCUGUAUGUGCGAUUUUGUUAUUAUGCAGUGACCCUUCUUAUACCACAAACUCAUAUGCAAGGUAAAUUCACUUUUGUGACCUGGUGUGGUGGAAGCCCGCAGUCAGCUGCUUUGUAUGGUGCAUUGUGGUGGCGACAUGCACCAAAAUCUAGUCUCUGGUGUGGAUCUGCGCUCCUCACUCAUUGUCUGUGAUGCGUUUCUCUAGUUGCCAACCCCAUUAAGCUAGUGGGAUGCUUAGAAGCCAUAUCUCCUACUCCUCUCCCUGGUCCAUCAUCACCUACUCUUCACACCAGCUAAACAUAUACCACCACCCUGUGCUUGUGUGUACUGUCUGCUGUUGGUGAAUACCUAAAUUGUCUUGUAGAAAUAGGUUUGGGGGUCAGUACAGUUGAGGUCUUGGAUGUUUGUUACAUUGUAAAGCUGGUUCCCUUUAUGUGAAUUAGAGUUAUGUGCCACUUUCCAGGAAUGCAUGUACAGUAUAAAGUGAGGGAAACCUGUAUACUUCAUGGUUAAUCAACACCUCUGAUGCCACUUAAGUGACUUGCACAUCCCAUUUCCCAGCUGAUUAGUUCUUUGGCAGGGGCACUGUAGGAUCACCCUUUCAUGCAAUAACUUAUAGGCAGUGUUAGCCACAAUGAACAGGGUCAAAGACAUUGUCUAUUAGAUGACAACACCUUUACCAAUUUAGAUAAAUGACUGAAUAGGUCAGGUCCUAUGUAUAGUUCAUUUUCUUCUAUUCAUUCUUGAGGGCAUUGGCUCUAGUCUUACUUUUGCCGUGUGCUUUUUAAUAAGAACUCUCUUUCCAGGUGUAAAGUAGUACAAAUAAAACUCCCAUGCAAGAGAAAAUAAAGAUAGGAAUCCUAGGGAGAAUUCAAGAUAAAAAGGAACAGAAGCACUUAAAACUAUGAAUGAAACUUUUGUAAAGGGAAUUUAGAGGUUUUAAGGAACUAUCAGCUUCUUUUUCACAUGGUUUGAAAUCCUCUCUCUCUCAGGGAGGGGGCAGGAGGCAAAGUGAUCUUUUUAGAUUUGCUGAAUCCUUGUUUGAAUAAGACAGGCUCUGAUUUUAACAUAACUGACGUAAACCGCAUGGUUGUCUCUAGGAUUUGCUAUGCCAAGCUAAUGGGUAGGAAUAAGGACUUGUUUUAUCCACAUUACACUUAGCAUUUCAAAAUACUUUUUCCUAAUAAAAAAAUCAGUAUACGACAAGUCAGGGAACCUGAUUUUCCGUUUCCCAAGGAAAAACAGAAAACUGCAGAUUUCCCUUUUUAGCUGAGAAAGCUGGGGAUUCCCUACUUUUGCAAAGAGCUCUGCAGCCUGUAAGAGCUGUUUGCAAACAAGGCAGGAACCCCCCAGCCCUGCCGAAGGGGGAGGGGAAAGGGUGGGGCCUGAGGCUCUCAGUUCAGCAUCACUCUUUGCUCCUGGAGCUUGAGGUAAGUGGAGCUUGCAGGGGGCUGGGGGGUUGCAGGUCAUGGCUGGAGGUACUGGCAGGGCUGGGGGGAGCCAGGAGCUAGCCCUACCCCCACAUGAACAUGCAGCAGCUGUGGGAGAGCCAGCUCCAUGCUGCUUCUGCUGCAGCUGCCUGCUGUUGGGGACACGGAGCUGUAGACUUGAGGCCCUGACCCCAUAGCCCUGGCAGCUGGGGCCCCCCUCCAGCAAAGCCAGGGGCAGUGAGGGGCAUCAGCAUGGUUGGCAUGGCUUUGGGGCCAAGUGAGGGGCACCAACAGGGCUAGGGGGGCUGCAGGGGGCUUUUAAUUUUAAUAACAGCUUUGGAAAUUUUUAAUCAAAGAAUUCGUGAUUUUUUUUUUAAUCGGAGAAAACCAGGAUCCCUGAACAUAACUAUAGUGGGUUGGUGUGUUGUUUUGCCCCAGUAAGAUCUGUAGUAGUACACACAAGGGAAUUAAUUUAAUUUGUUCAGUUUCUGGUCACACACCUCCUCAAAUUCUGAUUGCCACAGUGGAGCUGUUGGAGGUGAAAAAGCUUGCAAGAGUAUAAAGAGUACUUAUGUAAUCCUAACAAAGAGCUAGUUAGCAAUGUUAGUCUGAAGUCAGAGUAAAGAUGCAUCUUAUAGACUGACUGAGUCAGAGAUGCAUAAGCUUUUGUAACCAAGAGAUCAGUUUCAUCAGAUGCUAUGCUACUGCUUGGAGGAACACCAGUCCUGCAGGAAUGAAUCUGUGUUAUGUUGAUGCACAAACAAGAUGCUGCUUGGUAAAAGGGUAGCAUUUCAGUGUGUUAACUACUUCAGUGGUUCUCAACUUUUUCGAACAAAGCGCUCCUCAGUAACUUGUAUGGAUUUAGUGCAUCCUAGUUGAGAACCACUGUUGUGGUCUCACAACUUAUGACACUUUUUUUUUUUUAAACACUUGAUCUUGUAUCAAUGUGGUCACCUAACUUUAAUUGUUUCUCUCUUUAUAUUCACACUCAAAUAGAUUAAUUAUAGCCUCAGAAUGCAAUUUACCUGACAAAAGGCAUGAAACAUGUCUUUCAAGGGUGCUGCUGAAGCUAGGUAGAGCUGCCUUGCCCCCAGGAGGCAUGUGAGAAGACAGACUGGGAGGUGGUGGCCAUAGAAGCAGGCACCUCUGCCUACAUUAGGUAACCCUUUGAAAGGGGCCUUGAGGUAUUCCAAUUGAGAACCAGUGAGCUACUGCCUGGUAACCACAUGUGAGUGAACCUACAGCAGCUAACUACCCCACAACCUGUAAGAUGGGUAAGAGCAUGCAAAGGAGCAGCUGUUGCAAAACAACUUAAAGACCAUAAAACUGUCUUCUUUCUAACUUGUUUUUCUGCAUACAGUGAAGAUAAAGCUGGCAAAUCAAGGAGACACUGUACUUAAGGUGCUCCCUGCUUCUAGUCAGGAAACUGGAACCUCAACCUAUGCCUCAGCCAUCAGAAUACAUCUUAAAUCCAAUUUAAUUAUGUCUGUACAUAAGUCACACCCUUUUAUUUUGGUAUUUUGGCAAGACAAGGGCUGAUCUGCACAAAGUUGACAUUAACUCCUACUAAGUAUCUCUGUCAAAAUAGAUAACUGCUACUUCUUCACCCACAGCUCUUCCUUACUGCUCCCCCUUUCCAAAGGAGGAAAAGUAGCAGAAAAUAAGACUCUCCUACACAUACCUUUCUAGAACUGAUCUUUUUACCCAUUUAUGGGGUGAAAUCCUAACUCUCCUCAAAGGCUGGGAACCAGUGAAGAGCAGGGAAGGUGGAGAUGAGUCUUAUGUGAAAGGGAAUAAUUUCCUCAGUGGUUUAAAUGCCAUCUUUCUACAUCUAUACUCUAAAGCGCACACUUAUCUGCUGAUUAUAGUAUGCUAAGAACCAACUAGCAUCCACAGUCCCACCAGAAAAGUCCUCUGUUAAACUCAUCAGUCAGAGGGCAAAAAGGCUUUUACUUGCACUGUACUAGAAACUGCCAGUUGGGCUUAGAAUGUAUUGCUUUAAAAUCCAGAUAAGACAGCUGCCACAUUUUACAAACUAUUUUACUGAGGCAUGUUUCACAAAAAUACAAAGGUAUAACAAAACUUAAAUAUUCUCUGUAAGUUGCAAUUUAGUUUCAUUACAGCUCAUGUAUUGAGUUGAGAUAGGUUCAGUGUAUAGAAGCAUCUUUUAAAACAGGAAUUCCCUAGCACCAGCAUGGAAACAACAUGUUGUUUUGAUUCUUAAGCAUCUCUCAGAAAAUUGCUCUUCUUAACAAAAACUUGAUAUAUGAUGAACAGACCCAAAUUUUCUAUAAUGUGAAUUACUAUUUUUUUAAGCAGAGUAUUAUCAGCCACCUCCAUGUUAGAGAAUUACUGUUUAAAAAGGAUGGCUUAAUUAGCCUUUAUUUCCAUAAUUACUGAUUAUAUGGGGUUGUUUAGUUCUGCCAAAAGAAAUCAACUGAUUAAAAAUAUUCACAAAACAUCAGCAGGAACCUCAGUUUAUAAA
This is a messenger RNA of Alligator sinensis (Chinese alligator), 7795 nucleotides long. It is a transcript of the gene NIPA2, whose product is annotated as NIPA magnesium transporter 2. The transcript is spliced from 8 exons. Gene Ontology annotation, cellular component: membrane. Lineage: Eukaryota; Metazoa; Chordata; Crocodylia; Alligatoridae. Bases 755 to 1840 code for a protein of 361 amino acids. Gene Ontology annotation, molecular function: magnesium ion transmembrane transporter activity. Gene Ontology annotation, biological process: magnesium ion transport. The record is from RefSeq and is a predicted model, not a curated record.